Messenger RNA from Castor canadensis (American beaver), 3013 nucleotides. RefSeq names its product CD276 molecule (gene Cd276). Gene Ontology annotation, molecular function: signaling receptor binding. The record is from RefSeq and is a predicted model, not a curated record. Lineage: Eukaryota; Metazoa; Chordata; Mammalia; Rodentia; Castoridae. Gene Ontology annotation, cellular component: external side of plasma membrane. Gene Ontology annotation, biological process: regulation of cytokine production; T cell receptor signaling pathway.
GGGCCUCGCGGCGGCGGCAACUUCGCUGCGCUCCGCCGCGUCCCCGAGUCCCGGGAUCGGCGCGGCGCGGCAGGAGCAGCCGUUCACCCAAGAGAGCCAUCCACCACAGAUAGCCCAGCUGUCGGCCACCUCUCGAGAAGAUGCUGCGUGGAUGGGGCAGCCCCGGUGGGGGUGUGCAUGUGGGCACAGCCCUGGGAGUACUGUGCUUCUGCUUGACAGGAGCCGUGGAGGUCCAGGUCCCCGAAGACCCGGUGGUGGCCCUGGUGGGCACCGAUGCCACCCUGCGCUGUUCCUUCUUGCCUGAGCCGGGCUUCAGCCUGGCGCAGCUCAACCUCAUCUGGCAGCUGACCGACACCAAACAGCUGGUGCACAGCUUCGCCGAGGGCCGAGACCAGGGCAGCGCCUACGCCAACCGCACGGCGCUCUUCCCGGACCUGCUGGCGCAGGGCAACGCGUCCCUGAGGCUGCAGCGCGUGCGCGUCGCGGACGAGGGCAGCUUCACCUGCUUCGUGAGCAUCCGGGACUUUGGCAGUGCCGCCGUCAGCCUGCAGGUGGCGGCCCCCUACUCGAAGCCCAGCAUGACCCUAGAGCCCAACAAGGACCUGCGGCCCGGGGACAUGGUGACCAUCACGUGCUCCAGCUACCGGGGUUACCCCGAGGCUGAGGUGUUCUGGCAGGAUGGGCAGGGAUCGCCCUUGACUAGCAACGUGACCACUUCGCAGAUGGCCAACGAACAGGGACUGUUUGACGUCCGUAGCGUGCUGAGAGUGGUGCUGGGUUCUAAUGGAGCCUACAGCUGCCUGGUGCGCAACCCCGUGCUGCAGCAGGACGCGCACGGCUCGGUCACUAUCACAGGGCAGCCCAUGACAUUCCCCCCUGAGGCUCUGUGGGUGACUGUGGGACUCUCAGUCUGUCUCGUGGUACUGCUGGUGGCCCUGGCUAUCGUGUGCUGGAGAAAGAUCAAGCAGAGCUGUGAGGAGGAGAAUGCAGGAGCUGAGGACCAGGAUGGGGAUGGAGAGGGAUCCAAGACAGCCCUUCGGCCUCUGAAACCCUCUGAAAGCAAAGAAGAUGAUGGACAAGAAAUAGCCUAAUCGAGAGCUGCUGCCCCUGCCCAGGGGCUCCCACCCUCUGGCUGCACUGGGGCCUCAGUGUGAGCCCUGCCCCUACAGAUGGGUCCUGCUCCAGCAGGUCUACCCAUUCUCCGAAGGAGGUGGUACCUAGUCCACCCUGCAGCCUUAUUUCUGUAAUGCACACGAUUCCCAAGUCAUCCUGCUGCCUUACUUCUCCAGUGACACGAUACCCAAACCAUCCUGCCGCCUUAUUUCUUAUGGAUACAAUACACCAACCACGCCACCUCCUUAUUUCUCCAAAGUCAUCCUGCUGCCUUAUUUCUCCAGUGAUAUGGUACACGAACCAUCCUGCCGCCUUAUUUCUUGUGGACACAACACACUGAUCACCCCACUUCCUUAUUUCUCCAGUGAUAUGGUACACGAACCAUCCUGCCGCCUUACUUCUUCUGGACACAGCACACAGACCACCCCACUUCCUUAUUCCUCCAAAGCCACAUGGACCAUCUGGCUGCCUUUUUUUCUCCAGAGGACACAAUAUUCAGACUACUCCCCUGCCUUAUAUCUCUGAAGACACUACGCAGAUACCUUUUGGCUGGUUUCUCCCAGGAUAAUACACUAGUUAAAUGAAUUCUCAACCCUUUCUCCGACUGGGGUGUGAUUCCGUUUCUUCUGCAUCUCCUGAGUCAAGAGACUGCCUUCUCCUGCUCUGGCCCCAACAUUGGCUUUUUCCCUUCCCAACUGAGGCCAUUUUCAUUUCUUUGGUCACUGUGUGGGCUUCACCACUCAUGGAAACAUCACCAAUUUCUUUGCCUCAGGAGACACAAACCCUAGGCUUGGUUAGGACCUCUGCUAAUGUCCCCACUUUACAGAUGGGGAAGCUGGGGCUCCGGAAGGAGCUGGCACCAGGAAAGGGGUUUUGUAUGCCAUCCUUGGCUGACCCAGUGGAAUGAGGACCAGGCGGGAGGCUCAGAGGUCCAGGCCCAGGACCUCUGUGACCCAGAGCACAACAUUGACCUUCUGCGGGCCUUGGUUUUCUUGAAAAAUGAAAAAUUCAAGAGAAUCACCUUCUACUUGAGUCUGAGAGGUAAUCGUAUCAGGCAAACAGAUUUCCAGAGAAGGAGGUCCAGGGAUGUGGGGUCCACAGUGUCCUGCUUUUCUUUGCCCUGGGAACACAGGUGUGCAGAGGCCUAGGUCUGCAUGUGCUAGAAUGUGAGCGACUUCUCCUUCCUGGUCUUCUGUCUGCCUUGGGCUGUGCCCACCCUCCCCACGGGAAGCAGGUGCUGGUCAUAUUGGUUCUCUAGGGGUCUGUGAGGGCACCCUGGUCAGCUUUUAUAUCUGUGCUUUUCCUGCCUUUGGAGACUGCUCCUUCUACUCACCUAGUAAAUUAAUGUUUGUUGAGCAAUAUAGGACUCAGCGCUGUGUUGAGUGCUGGGGACCCUGUGUAAGAAGCUGAGUUCCUUCCUUGGAAUCUUGUCCUCCAACUAGGAAACAGACAAGUGUCGUAGCUCUUGCCUUACUCCCUACUGUACUCUCCUUGUGCCCAUAGUUUCUGGGAUACCUCACUGCCAUCCCUUCCCUACCCCUUACCCAGAUCCUAGGGUACAGGCAGAAAGCUGCAGCGAGGGACACAACCCCUUGCCACACCUGGACACCAGGUGAUAUCAAGGGUCUUUCCAGGUGUGGGCUGGCAAGCAAGUAGCCAAGGUCCUAUAGACCUAGCAGUGGCCUAGGCCAAGCUGGGGCCUUGCUUCACUGGCUGGAGCCUCGGGCAGGGCAGGGCCAGGCCAGGAGGGCCUGGGGACACAGAGGGGACUGCUCCCCACCAUGGUGCUAUUCUGGGGCUGGGGCUGACACCUCCUGGUUCGUCUCUGGCAGCCCCAGUUCCAGCAGAGUUUACUCUGGUGUCCUCCUGAUGGUGUCUCCCCCACUCUGGGAAGGAAGAU